Sphaeramia orbicularis (orbiculate cardinalfish) is the source of this 1110-nucleotide messenger RNA. RefSeq names its product putative histone-lysine N-methyltransferase PRDM6. The record is from RefSeq and is a predicted model, not a curated record. NCBI's taxonomy places the organism in Eukaryota, Metazoa, Chordata, Actinopteri, Kurtiformes, Apogonidae. The transcript is spliced from 4 exons. Bases 118 to 1110 code for a protein of 330 amino acids.
GGACGCACUGACCGUGUCCCGGCUUCCAUCGAUGGUUCACCGCAGCCCGGAGGAGGGACCGACCUUCCACCGCUGCCCGGAAAUCCGCGUCCAGGAGCCGUGCACUCUGACAGCAACAUGCUGAAGCCGGGCGACCCCAGCGGCUCGGCCUUCCUGAAGGUGGACCCGUCCUACCUCCAGCACUGGCAGCAGCUCUUCCCUCAGACGCAGCUGAAGGCGCCGCUGGCCCCGCCCCCGCCGCCACCUGACCGCCUGUCCAUCCCCGUGGACGCCCUACGCCCGGCCCGUCUGCACGGCCACCUGCUGUCCUCCGCCCACUGCACCUCCUCGUCCUCCUCCUCAUCCACCUCCUCGUCUUCGGCCUCCUCGGCGGCGGCGGCCCUGACCCCGCCCUCCUCCAUCUCCAUCUCCACCUCCGCCGGCCUGUCCCAGCUGCCCGUCCCCCAGCAGAUCGCGCUCUUCGGGCAGGCGUUGGCCCCGGUGUGCGGGGGCCCCGGGGGUCCAGGAGGAGCCGGAGCCACGGGACCAGGAGGGGGAGGAGCCGACCUGGUGGUGGUGGUCGCCCCCGACAACCAGCAGGGUCACAACCCGGGACUCCUCCACCAGGCCAAGGAGCAGGGCUGUGGGGGGGCGGGGGUGGGGGUGGUGUCGUCCAGCGUGAAGAGCGGCGGCGGAGGAACGGGAGGCGGCGGCGGCGUGGAGGAGGGCGGGAAAGGAGGAGGAGCGGCGAUGGCGGCGGCGUCCAGGCUGAAGCUGACGGCGGAGGAGCUGGACUAUUACCUGUACGGACAACAGAGGAUGGAGAUCAUCCCCCUGAGCAACCACACAGCUGAAGUCAACAACAGAUGUGACAUGUGCGCUGAUAACCGGAACGGGGAGUGUCCCAUGCACGAAAAGACGCAGACGCCACUGGGUCAAAGACAGAACGCUGCAAAUGUGAUCCACCAAUCAGCACACAGCCCCGCCCACAAGAAUUCCAGGGAAUCAGAAAAGUCCAACACCCACCCACCCCCACCCACUGGGAACUUUAACCAAGGUCAGGGACAUUCACCCCAGGGACCGGACUGGAUCAAGUGGAGGACGGAUUUGGUCCACGGGACACAGGUUUGA